AUGAAUAUGAAGCUUGUAAUGAUCGGUGGAAAUACAGUACGAUUCAUUUAUCGAACAGUACUCGCGAUGAUUUGGCGGUUAUUACUCGAUUCUCUGAUCACUUUGUUCUCUGUAUCUCUGAUACUCAUAAAUUACGCGCUGUGCUGUAGAAGAAGGAGGGCAGAACCUGCAGGAAGGUCGGUGCACCUUGAUAAUCAGACUAGACAGCACUCAACAAAGGGAAUGAAAUCACCCAUGGUUUUGGAGGCUCCGCACCCUGAGCGACGUGUUACCCUUAGCAGAUCUGAUGAGAAGUUAAAGAAAGAAGAACGUUCCAAGGAAGAACGUUCGCGUUCGCGUGAAUCGAAACCUGUGCCAAAGCCUCAACAAAAGAAAAUAUCCCGUGUUAGACUUCGAAGGAGACCGUCACAAUUCACAGUUGAAGGCGCUGACUUUAGCGAAAUGAUGGCGGCCGCUGAGGAAAUGGCUAAAGAAUGUGGAGACUAUGACAACUUGGAUCCGAACGAAGCAAAUGAUAUGGAAACGGCAAUCAAAUAAGAAGGCCAGUUCGUGUCAGAAAAACAGCAACAAGCAUGUAAUCACGAUCUAAU
Messenger RNA from Cylicocyclus nassatus, 590 nucleotides. The record is from the annotation of a GenBank genome assembly. NCBI's taxonomy places the organism in Eukaryota, Metazoa, Nematoda, Chromadorea, Rhabditida, Strongylidae.